This is a messenger RNA of Manihot esculenta (cassava), 1775 nucleotides long. RefSeq names its product polyadenylate-binding protein-interacting protein 11. Bases 212 to 1375 code for a protein of 387 amino acids. Gene Ontology annotation, molecular function: RNA binding. NCBI's taxonomy places the organism in Eukaryota, Viridiplantae, Streptophyta, Magnoliopsida, Malpighiales, Euphorbiaceae. The record is from RefSeq and is a predicted model, not a curated record. The transcript is spliced from 11 exons.
AGACUGCGACUUGAAAUAAUCUUCCAGUACGCCAUUUAUAGGAGAGAAUUUGAAGCCCGUUUGGUCCUCCUUAGGAAUCCAUUAUUGGAACUAGGUUUUUUAAAACACAAGUAAAAUUCACGCAACGAGGCGAAAAAGAGGAAAAAAAAAAGAGGAAAACAAACACGCCCCUAGAGCAGAGCUGUUUUUUGAGAGCUGAGAAGGCAGAAUCAUGGCCGUUGUAGAGAAUGCGGGUGUGGAUUUGGGGAUGACUGUGGGCUCAUCAUCCAGUCUAGAUUCGAGUAUGUCAUCGUCAGCCAGCGAUCAGGACCAGCUCAACCCCAAUCAGAACCACCAUUCACUGUUGCCCAUCGACAACGGUGUCUCGAUUCAGCCCCUCUACAUGAAGGUCCACGUUCAACCGUCGCCCAACGGCAAGCCUCAGCAUCCGCCGCCGCCGAAUCUGCAGGUGGCCCAUCAUUAUCCUUCUCAUCAUCAGCGAUCCAACGGCGGCGGAGGUGAUUUACAGAUGGAUGGGGAUGUGGAAAAGAGCUACGAGAGGGAUAUAAGAGAGCUGCAGGAGUUGUUCUCUAAGCUGAAUCCCAUGGCUGAGGAGUUUGUGCCUCCUUCUCUUGCUAAUAGCAAUGGCAAUUAUCAUGGACUUAAUGGGCUCCAUAUGGGGUCGUAUACUAAUGACAACAACGACUGCUUGGUGAGCGGCACUAGAAAUGAACAAGUGAAUGGAAAUGCUGGUCGAAGGAAGAAAAACUAUAAUCAAGUGAAACGGAGAAUGAACAGCAGGACAAGUAUGGCCCAGAGGGAGGAGAUAAUUCGCAGGACUGUAUAUGUGUCUGACAUUGAUCAACAGGUCACUGAAGAGCAGCUUGCCGCCCUAUUUGUUGGCUGUGGGCAGGUGGUGGACUGCCGAAUCUGUGGUGAUCCAAAUUCUGUACUUCGUUUUGCCUUUAUUGAAUUCACUGAUGAAGAAGGUGCAAGGACUGCUUUGAAUCUCGCUGGAACAAUGCUUGGAUACUAUCCUAUGAGGGUGCUGCCCUCAAAAACAGCUAUUGCACCAGUUAAUUCAACCUUUUUGCCUAGGAAUGAUGAUGAACGUGAAAUGUGCACCAGAACAAUUUACUGUACAAACAUUGAUAAGAAGGUUACUCAAGCGGAUGUUAAACUCUUUUUCGAAUCUGUUUGUGGAGAGGUUUAUCGCCUGAGGCUGCUAGGGGACUAUCAUCAUUCUACUCGUAUUGCUUUUGUGGAGUUUGUGAUGGCUGAAAGUGCAAUAGCUGCUCUCAACUGUAGCGGUGUUGUUCUUGGAUCAUUGCCAAUAAGGGUAAGCCCAUCGAAAACACCAGUUAGGCCACGUCCUCCUCGUCUUCCCAUGCAUUAAGGGCAUCCUGGUGGCGUGGGUUCAUGCUGCUUUUGGUACCAGAUUAUGUAUAUUUAGAUACACAUACCCAUGUUCAGAUGUUUCUGAUCUGUGCUGCCUUAUAUAUAUCUUCAUCCUCUGCUCCUUUGAAAGGGAUCUUUGUUGCGAUACUAGUCCUGUUUUGUUUAUUCUAGCAAUAUAUGAGGCUGAAUGGAACACUGAUGCUCUGGAAGAUUUAUAUGUAUUAGCUUGUUAAGGUGGAUCGGACUCUCGAAAAUGAAGCUUUUUAAGAGUUUCUGAUACUUGACCCAAAAGAUCCUUUCCAUGAUCAAAUAAUCAGUAAUUUCAUAGGAUUGGAUCAUGAUGGAGCUUGGAUUUUUACCUUGUUGAGAUGGGUUAUUAAUCAGUUUAUGGUUGCUUC